Messenger RNA from Vittaforma corneae ATCC 50505, 1686 nucleotides. Its product is annotated as phenylalanine-tRNA ligase, beta subunit. Gene Ontology annotation, cellular component: cytoplasm; phenylalanine-tRNA ligase complex. Gene Ontology annotation, molecular function: magnesium ion binding; RNA binding; ATP binding. Bases 1 to 1686 code for a protein of 561 amino acids. Gene Ontology annotation, biological process: phenylalanyl-tRNA aminoacylation. NCBI's taxonomy places the organism in Eukaryota, Fungi, Microsporidia, Nosematidae. The transcript has a single exon. The record is from RefSeq and is a predicted model, not a curated record.
AUGCCUUCAUUAUCUGUCGACAGAAUUUUGUUCGUAGAAUCACUGGGAAAAGAUCUUAGUGACAAUGAGAUCGAAGAUCUGACCUUUGAUUUUGGAGUAGAAUUAGAUGAAAUUUAUGAAGAAAAUGGCAGGAAAAUGUUGAAGUUUGACAUUCCAGCAAAUCGAUACGAUCUUCUUUGUCUAGAAGGAUUUUCAACGGCUCUGCGAGCAUAUUUAAAUCUAGAACGAUUUAAGGACGUUACAGUUGUUGAACCAACCAUCAAGGUUAAAAAAUACAAGACACAUGAAAGACCUUUCAUAGCUUGUGCUAUAAUCAAGGGAAUCAAAUUUACCAAAGAUAGCUAUGCAAGUUUCAUAAGCUACCAGUCAAAGCUUCAUAGUUCAAUAGGCAGAAACAGGUCUCUUGUUGCAAUUGGAACACAUGAUUUAUCAAAAAUUAAAGGUGAAGUUACUUAUCAAAGCGCCGAUCUAAGUCAAGUAAAUUUCAUACCUUUGCAAUUGGGAAAUGCUGAAAAAUGCAAAAUGAUAAAUGGGAUGGAUUUGGAGAAACACUUUUCAAAGGAUAAGCAAAUUUCAAAAUACUUUGGUCUUUUGAGUGAUAAAAGUCGUGCUGUUAUGUUCAAGUGCGGAGAGUGUGUUAUGUCUUUACCUCCAAUUAUAAACUCUGAAGCCACAAAGAUCUCACCUGAAACGACAGACAUCUUUGUAGAUGUUACAGGCAGUGAUUUCAACAAGGUGAACACGGUUUUAAAACAUUUAUUGUAUAAUUUCAGAGGAAAAGUGGUGGAAAAGGUUAAAAUAUGCAAUGCUGAAGAUAAUACAGAAAUUUCCACACCUGUUUUCAACAAUUAUAAGUAUUCAAUCAAUAUUGACAAAGUCAAUGAAAAAUUACAUUUAAGCUUAUCAGCUCAACAAAUCAAAGAUCUUCUUGAAAGGAUGAUGUAUAAAGUAGAUGUUACCGAUAGAAGCAUAAGUAUUUUAGUUCCUGAUGCGAGAUCUGAUAUACUCCACGAAUGUGAUAUUUUGGAAGAUAUAGCCAUAGCCUAUGGUUUCAACAACUUUGAUCUUAAACUUCCUGAAAUAUGCACGGUUGGAAAGGAGACACCCGAAAAUAAAUUUUCAGACAAGCUUAGAGUUGAGAUGGCACUUAGUGGAUACAAUGAAGUUCUAACCCUUACACUUCUUUCAAGAAAUGAGAAUAUUAUUGAUUCUGACCUUGCAGCUGUUCUUUCUAAUCCAAAAUCAAAGGAAUAUGAAGUUGUUAGAACAUCCUUAUUGCCUGGAGUUUUGAAAUCAAUUUCUUCAAAUCUUCACGGUAAAAUUCCAAUCAAGGUUUUUGAAGUUGCUGACGUUGUACUUCUUGAUAGUACAAAUAAUGAGGGUGCUAGAAAUGAGAGAAGAUUGUGUGCGGUAAUAGCUUCAAACAAAAGUCUAUUAGAAGAUGUCCAAGGACCAUUGAGCUUGUUACUUGGAAAAUGUGGAAUAAAAGAGUAUAAAUACAUAGCCUUUUCUGAUUAUAGGUAUUUGGAAAAUCAGGCAGCAAUGGUUGAAGUUGAUGGAAAAAUGAUAGGUAGUAUUGGUGUUUUACAUCCCAGUAUUUGCCAGAAGUUUGAAAUACCUUAUGCAGCAAGCUCUUUUGAGUUGAAUUUGGACAGUCUAUUUGAUAUUUUUAUUAAAUUGAGAUAA